Messenger RNA from Nannizzia gypsea CBS 118893, 354 nucleotides. RefSeq lists its product as hypothetical. The transcript has a single exon. The record is from RefSeq and is a predicted model, not a curated record. Lineage: Eukaryota; Fungi; Ascomycota; Eurotiomycetes; Onygenales; Arthrodermataceae. Bases 1 to 354 code for a protein of 117 amino acids.
AUGGCGCUUCCACCGCCAAAAUAUCCACACCGAGAAGAACGGAAACGAGCCAGUCAGCCUGGGAGAAUGACGCAGAGGGCUAUCUGUCAAAUCCCGGUGCGAAACAAUGGGCGCAAGACUGUAUUGAUUACCACCAAACGAUUGGACAUCAAGCGUCAGGGGCAUCGGGCCUGUGUGCACGCCGUUGGCGAAAUACCACAAUUGUUAUCCUUAGAUGAUAGGCCUCCCCCUAAGCCAGCCCGCUGCCGAUUUAUCGCCCUGCAAGACUCUUCUUCCACGGGCACUCGCACACAUGACACAAUGAGAUGGGAAGAAUACGAGAGGCUCAAAAAUGGCCAUAGUCGUCCCCCUUGA